CAGCGUCGUCCUCGCUGACCUCCUCCUUCUCCAUUCUUUCCCAACAGGGAGGAGGACCAUCAGCCAUGCUCAGCACAGCACGAUUAUCCCUAUUCAGCGGCGCACGCCCAUCAUGUUCCCGCUCUCUCUCCACCACCUCUCUGUGCUCAGCUGCAGUGGCCGUCGCACCCACACGCAUAACCGCAUCGAUGAAGCAACUUCUUCCUCCCAAAAAAUCGCCAUUCGUACGCAUUGACGGCCCUUACAAAGUGUACAAGCCCCUGACACCGAGUAUCCGCCAUCGCCGGGACGUGUACAACCCGCACUUGUACACCGGCGCGCCUAUCCGCGUGCUCACGGUAGCGAAGCGCAAGACCGGAGGGCGCAACAAAGCUGGCAGAAUUACGGUGCGGUCUGUUGGUGGAGGAGCGAGACAGAGGAUCAGGAUCGUCGACUUCAAAAGGAGCGAACCUGGGAAAUGCGACGUGAUACGGAUCGAGUUCGACCCCCGCCGUUCGGCACAUAUCGCUCUCAUCCGACAACGUAACCCUAAAGCGAAGCAGGUUUUUUCGUACAUCCUUGCGCCAGAUGGGAUACGCGCGGGGGACGUGGUGGAGAGCUUUAGGUAUGGGAUACCCGAUGGAUUCGUGGAGGGAUUUAUUGAUGAGAGGAAGAGUAUUCCCCCACCAAAGGAAGAUAAAGGGAGAAAUCGAGGGGAGAAGCACACGGCUCCGGCGGUUGUGGAGGAGCCAUCAUUAUCCAAGCCAAAAGAGCCGGAAUACGACGAGGACAGCGUGGCGGAGCUGGAGGCGGAACUGGCCGCGUUAGAAGCCGCGGCUGAACAGGAAGCACUGGAGGCGCAGGCACUCAAGGCAGAACACGAGGUAGAAGAAGGCGGUGCACUUCCCCCUGUAGAAGAACUGGAAGAGAGCAUCGAGGCCGAAGACGGCGCCGGCACGGAAGGCGAGUUCCUUCCCGAUCCAGCUGCUGCCCUUGACAGGACCCCACCGCAAGGAGCUAUCGAUGCCCAGCCAGACUUUCAGCAGCCUGCCCAGCCUGUGAGUCGUCUCAACCCCGCCGUGCAAGCUAAGAUGGCCGAGCACGUUCGUGGCGCAACAGCGACGACUUCUCAGCUCGCGCUCGGUGUGCUCCGCAUGACCACUAUCAAGCCUGGCAACGUCCUCCCUCUGCGACUCAUUCCCCGCGGAGUGCAGAUCCACAACAUCUCUCUUCACCCCUACGGCCCUAUGAAACUCGUGCGAAGUGCGGGCAGCUAUGGAGAAGUGGUCGUCCAUGAGCCGGAUGGGAAGUAUUCACAUGUGCGACUGCAGAGCGGGGAGGUGAGGAAGAUCGGACAAGAGUGCUGUGCCACUAUUGGAAAGGUCAGCAACGAGCAUUGGAAAGGGAGGAUGCUUGGCAAGGCGGGGAGGAGCAGGAGGCUCGGUAUAAGACCUCACGUCCGUGGUGUGGCCAUGAACGCUGUCGACCAUCCCCACGGAGGAGGACGUGGGAAAUCGAAGGGUAACAAGCACCCACGCUCUAUCUACGGCUG
This is a messenger RNA of Dacryopinax primogenitus, 1531 nucleotides long. RefSeq lists its product as uncharacterized. Gene Ontology annotation, cellular component: ribosome. Gene Ontology annotation, biological process: cytoplasmic translation. The transcript has 2 exons. Gene Ontology annotation, molecular function: structural constituent of ribosome; RNA binding. The record is from RefSeq and is a predicted model, not a curated record. The annotation marks the transcript as partial. Lineage: Eukaryota; Fungi; Basidiomycota; Dacrymycetes; Dacrymycetales; Dacrymycetaceae.